Acipenser ruthenus (sterlet) is the source of this 3301-nucleotide messenger RNA. RefSeq names its product potassium voltage-gated channel subfamily A member 1-like. The record is from RefSeq and is a predicted model, not a curated record. Gene Ontology annotation, cellular component: membrane; voltage-gated potassium channel complex. Bases 1 to 1698 code for a protein of 565 amino acids. Gene Ontology annotation, molecular function: protein binding; delayed rectifier potassium channel activity. NCBI's taxonomy places the organism in Eukaryota, Metazoa, Chordata, Actinopteri, Acipenseriformes, Acipenseridae. Gene Ontology annotation, biological process: protein homooligomerization; potassium ion transmembrane transport. The transcript has 3 exons.
AUGGAGAUAGUGUUGGUAACUUUUGAAAACCGUGGUGCUACUGCCAUUGUGAGCGGAGGCAAUGCCAGUGGAGGGUGCGCGAGCUUUCUGAAUCUCCCCCAAGCACCUUUUGCACAGUCUCGGCUGAACGAGGUAUACGGCAAAGAGAUGAACUAUUGCAACAGCCUGCAACAGGACUCUUGGAAAGUGAACAACAUGAAUAAUUCUUGCAGCAGCAGCGAGAAUGCCAUGGAUGCUCUGCUGAGGGCUGAUCACAGCCCUCAUCUUUUAGAUGAAGACAUCUUGGAUAUGGACGGUGAGAACAGCGAACGGGUAUUAAUUAACAUUGCUGGACUCAGGUUCGAAACUCAACUGGGAACCCUGAACCAGUUCCCAGACACUUUGCUCGGGGACCCCCAUAAAAGGGUAAAGUACUUUGACCCCCUCAGAAACGAGUACUUUUUCGACCGGAAUCGGCCCAGUUUUGAUGGUAUACUUUAUUUUUAUCAAUCAGGUGGGAAAAUAAGGAGACCUGUGAACGUCUCCAUAGAUAUAUUUGCGGAUGAGAUCCGUUUUUACGAGCUGGGGGAAGAAGCAAUGGAGAAGUUCAGGGAGGACGAGGGAUUUAUUAAGGAGGAAGAGAGACCUAUGCCUACAAAAAGUGGCUUCCAGAAACAGGUAUGGCUCAUCUUCGAGUACCCGGAGAGCUCCAAUCCAGCACGGGGGAUCGCCAUUGUAUCUGUUCUGGUGAUCGUCAUAUCCAUUAUAACCUUUUGUUUGGAAACGCUGCCAGAGUUUCGAGAUGAGAGAGAGCUACCACUGUCUGUCAGUGGAGCUAAUAGUACCCAGGCUCUGCCACCGAGUAGCACGUCAGACCCUUUCUUUAUAGUAGAGACUACCUGUGUGAUUUGGUUCACAUUUGAGCUUACUGUAAGGUUUUUUGCCUGUCCCAGUAAAUCGGCGUUUUCCAAAAACAUGAUGAACAUAAUAGAUAUUAUGGCUAUCAUCCCCUAUUUUAUCACCCUGGGCACAGAACUAGCAGAGCAACAAGGCAACAACGGGCAACAGGCGUUGUCACUGUCGAUCCUAAGAGUAAUUCGUCUGGUCAGAGUGUUUAGGAUCUUUAAGCUAUCAAGACACUCCAAAGGGCUGCAGAUUCUGGGUCAGACACUGAAAGCCAGUAUGAGGGAGCUUGGCCUUUUAAUCUUUUUUUUGUUUAUCGGUGUCAUUCUGUUCUCCAGCGGUGUUUACUUUGCAGAGGCAGAUGAGCCCGAGUCCCAUUUCUCCAGCAUCCCUGAUGCGUUCUGGUGGGCUGUGGUAACCAUGACGACCGUAGGCUAUGGAGAUAUGCGACCCAUUACUGUCGGAGGGAAAAUUGUAGGCUCUCUGUGUGCUAUUGCCGGCGUGUUGACCAUUGCAUUGCCAGUACCUGUCAUUGUGUCCAACUUCAAUUACUUCUAUCACAGAGAGACUGACCAGGAAGAGCACGCUUCUCUUAAGGAAGAGCCAAACAGUGGCCAGGAAAGCCCUUGUAGUGACUUGAAGAGGAGCCGCAGCAACGCAUCUCUUAACAAUUCUACAGAGCAACUCGAAAUCAGUGAUGGGGUCAACAAUGGACGGUCAAUGGAAAAAGCAAGCCUCAAAGCAAAUAGCAACAUGGACCUUAAAAGGUCUCUUUAUGCGCUUUGCUUAGACACAAGUAGAACCACAGACCUGUAAAUCAAAGUGCGUGUUGGGUUAGGUACAGUAGAUAUCAAUACUAAUAUAGACAGCGUUUGCUGUUGAGAGCUUUCUUUUGUAUAUCGAAAAAGCCCAUAUAAACUACAUAUAGGCCCAUGCAUAUAUAUAUUUUUAGUAUUUGCGCAGAGAUCGAUCAGCACAUUUAUUCCCAUAAAUGUCGUGUGUAGACUUUUUAACAUAAACUACUUAAAGAUUUGUAAUGUAUUACGUUUACAGUACAGAUAACCGAAAGUAAGUAUUCAAUACUGUUACUAUACUGUUUUUGUGAUGUUGAGUACAGUACAUUGUGGUGGUAUUAAAAAAAAAACAGGAUUUUAAAAUUAACUUUAUAUUUUGUAACAGAUGGAAAAAACAACAAUGUAAUACUAUAUUUUAGAUACCCAUGGUUUGAUUGUGAAAGAAAUACAGAUUAAUUUUUUCAUUCUUUAAACAAAUCCAAACUAUUAACUGGGCCAGGAAUACAUAGCACGCAUAUCAAAAAAAGAAGAAAAAUGGUUUUAAUUUUGAACAAGGAACAAUGUUUUUUAUGUUUAAUGUGUGGAAUUUGGUGCUGUGAGUUUAAAACGGGAACAUCAUCAAUUGUUUCUUAAUCGUUUCAUCAUGUUUAUGUUUGAGCCUUAAUUUUAUUAUUGAAUAUUAGGAACACAAAUCUAUGUAUUUGUGAAUAUCUCGUUAUAUGAGAACUACCGCAUGUGGGUCCAAAAGCCCAGUGUUGCUAUUCUCUUUUGACAUCCAACUACUUCAUAUCCAAAGAAGCCGCUACUUGCAGCUGCAGAGUUUCUACAGCCUUCUCUAUAUUUAACAAUGUACUCAUGAACGUUGUGUUUAUUUUAAAGGGUUUUCGAGAAGAACCAUAACAGAUCGUGUCGUUUUUAUGUUGCAGUAUUUUUUUUAAUACUGUAUCGAUCUGUGGCAGAAAAGUGUAACACGUGUUUCAGGAACAUUCAAAACUCUAAUGGAUUUUUUGUUUGUGUUUGCAAACCGAUAUUCUGAACAAUGUAAAGAAACGCAUCAUGCAACAGUUAGCCUUGCAAAAACACCCCGCAGCAGAUCCAUAUAUGUUUGAAAUACAAAUUACUUUUCUGUCAGAUUCACCGGGUCUGAGUUGUAUCCUUUUAAUGGCAAUGACAUAAGAACGUGCUAAGAAAGUUAUCAGUAACAUCUCCCAGCGUUUUCAAUGAGAAAUCUAUUGACAAUUGACUGCGUUAAAGAACAGAGGGAAUCUGCCAUCAUUUACCGAAGAUAGCCAACGAAAACAUUUGCAGACCAGGAGGUCAGUUGAUGGAGUAAAAUAAGGAAGCAAAACCCACGAGAAGAGCCCCGGUGCCUGCUGGCAAAGAAGAAAGAAUUCUGUGUCUUGAAAAUCCAACACUGAAGCCAGAGACUCACCCAUCGAUGAAUAAGACAACACCAACACAACAAAGAACGCUUUGAUAGGACGUCCCCAGUACGUAAAACAGGAUUUGUGCCUAAAGAAGACUUGGUUCAUCUAGCAAAUGUCAAGAAUUCCCUUCGUCAAAACAAUCGCAGCUCUUUUUGUGUAUAACUGUUAUUUUUAGCUUGUUUCUUCAAACCUGUGCCU